Trichosurus vulpecula (common brushtail) is the source of this 321-nucleotide messenger RNA. It is a transcript of the gene ASDURF, whose product is annotated as ASNSD1 upstream reading frame. The record is from RefSeq and is a predicted model, not a curated record. Lineage: Eukaryota; Metazoa; Chordata; Mammalia; Diprotodontia; Phalangeridae.
AUGCAGGUUGAGUCGCCCCCGUCCCGUGCAUCUUCUCACUAUGGCAUUGAGGCAACGCUCCGGGAGGAUAGAACCGAGCCCACCACUUCCGCUAAACUGCCCCUAAACAAGGAGGAACUCGACUAGAAGAUUAAAGAACAAAAAGUUGUCGUGGCCAACUUGAAGAAAAACAGAAAAGUUUAUAAACAGCAACCAAACACCAACAUAUUCUUCCUUGCAGACAGAACAGAAAUGCUCUCUGAAAGUAAAAACACAUUAGAUGAGUUGAAAAAAAUCCACCAGGAAAUAGAAAAUACAGAAAAAAAUAAAAUCAAGAAAUAA